Messenger RNA from Closterium sp. Naga37s-1, 453 nucleotides. The record is from the annotation of a GenBank genome assembly. Lineage: Eukaryota; Viridiplantae; Streptophyta; Zygnematophyceae; Desmidiales; Closteriaceae.
AUGGCUCUUCUAGACGGCAAUCUCUUUGAAACGAAGCGUCGGGCCUUGGGAGCACACCUUGUGGGCUUGGACUCGCAUGGCAACAAGUACUACGAGCGCAUGGAUGCACAAAAUGGUCGGCAUCGAUGGGUGGAGUACAAGGAGUCAUGGGGUUACAACGCAUCCACUGUGCCCCCUGAGUGGCAUGGCUGGCUGCACCACAUCACAGAUGACCUACCUGAGAAGAUACUUGUUUUCAAGCCCCGCUAUGGUUUGGAGCACCAGGCCAACUUUACAGGGAAGGGAGAUGCUUUCAUUUACCAUGCCAAGGGCCACGCUUUGAACCCUAACCAGCGCGAUUGGUCACGUGUCCAGACCUGGCUUCCCGGCUCUCCUGACACGCCCACCAUUCCUCCUGCACCAUCAGCCCCUUCAUCCGCUAAGGCAUCAGAUGCACCUUCCAAGUCAGGUUAG